This is a messenger RNA of Belonocnema kinseyi, 2747 nucleotides long. RefSeq lists its product as uncharacterized. The record is from RefSeq and is a predicted model, not a curated record. The transcript is spliced from 3 exons. NCBI's taxonomy places the organism in Eukaryota, Metazoa, Arthropoda, Insecta, Hymenoptera, Cynipidae. Bases 79 to 2160 code for a protein of 693 amino acids.
UCAUUAAAGUUCAAACAGGAGCUUAAUCAGACGAUCAUACUUUCGAGUCUAUAGUUUAGAUCCUGACAGACUGAAAACAUGAUUGUGAAAUACUUCCUCUUGGUCUUGACUUUCAUAACCACUUUUGUUAUUUUGGUUCAUUCCCAGUCGCCACAUGUUAGUCUAUCAUCGUACCAAUAUGACCCCAAUUCGAUUCCCCAAAACGAAAAAAUCCUGCAACUAUUUCUUCGACUUGCGUCACACACGGCUGGUAAAUUACAUCUCUUAAAGCACAAGACUCUCGAACAGCAAUUACACGAUUUAAAGGAAAAUGAGAAAAUUGCUAAAACAUCACAGUCUGAUCUGAAUAUUAAGAACAUGAUUGAAACAUUUCUACGCUUGUCCUCCGCAUCCAUCUCACCUACACAAAACCCUCUCUCACCAAAUUUGUAUCAGCCACAAAAUCCAGUUGCUCAAAAUAAUUUGCAAAGUACCGAAAUUAAAUCUGCCUCAGAGGAAAUAAGCACAGAUUCUAAAGAGAUUCCGGAAGCUUCUGGAAAUUCCUUGGAAGUCCAAAGUCGUAUAAUGGUUGAUUAUGAUAAAGAUUACAAAGCUUCAAAUCCAAGACGUCAAAAUAUUCUAAAUUUUGGUUCAAUUUCACCAAGAAUAAAUCUAGGUACUGAUUCAGAAUCUCUUAAUAAAAAUGGUUCUAAUUCGAGCAAUGGAGAAUCAUCAAAUAACCAGCAAAAUUCUAAUCAAAAUUCGUCAGGAAAAAAUCAGGUGGGCCAAGAUCCAGGGUCAAUAUUUACUACGUUUAAUCCUGCUAAAUUAGCAAACGUAAAUCCAAUGAACAUGGUAAGCAAUGUUCCAGUAAUUGGAUCUGGGCUUGCUGGGCAUGUUAAUACGGCUCAGGAAACUUUUUCCAAAUUCGGAUCUUUUGUACCUCAGCUUAGGGCUUUGCCAGACAUAGAAAAUGACAUAAAUUCUCCAGUACCAGAAAACUUAGUGGAAGAAAAUCAAACAAAUGGUAAUUUUUCUCAGAAUCCAACCACAAAUAGAAAUAUUUACUCCAGUCCAGAUAAUAUAUUUGUUACUGAAGAGGCUUUUUCUAUGGAUCAAAAUAAAACAAAUAAUACGGAAGGUGUAACUGCCGAAUCUACUCUGAUAUUUGACACUGAAACGACUACUAAUAGUAACCAUUUAGACGAGGUACGUCCUGAUGGAAAAAAAUCUAAUCUAUCAGAGCAAAAUUCCGCAGAAAAAAAUUCUCUGAAAGAAGAAAUCCAAAGAGUUGAUGAAAUCGAAGGUAACAUCCAAAAAGAGAAGAACGUCGAAGACUUGGAUUUCCCUAAAGAGAGUUUAAAACAAAAUUCUGAAGAAAAAAGUCCUCUGAAGAAAGAAAUACAAAGAGUUGACAAUAUUAAUAAUAAAAUUAACAGUAACAUCGAAAAAGAGGAGAAAUUCGAAGAGAAGAAAAUGCCUGAAAAGAGUUUUAAAGAAAAUUCUGCAGAAACAAAUCCUCUGAAGGAAGAAAUCCAAAGAAUUGACGAAAUUAAUAAUAAAAUCACAGGUAAAAUCGAAAAAGAAGAGAAAAUCAAAGAGUUGCAAUUGCCUAAAGAGAGUUUAAAACAAAAUUCUGCAGAAAAAAAUCCUCUAAAGGAAGAAAAUCAAAGAGUUGACAGAAUUAAUAAUAAAAUCAAAGGCAAAAUCGAAAAAGAGCAGAAAGUCAAGGAGUUGAAAUUUCCUAAAGAGAUUUUAGAAGAAAAUUCUGCAGAAAGAAAUCCUCUGAAGAAAGAAAAACAAAGAAUUGACAGAAUUAAUAAUAAAAUCAAAGGUGAAAUCGAAAAAGAGGAAAAAGUCGAUGAGUUGGAACUGCCUAAAGAUAGGUUAAAACAAAAUUAUGCAGUAACAAAUCCUCUUUGGCAACAAAUCCAAAGACUUAGCAAAAUGAAUAAUGCAAUCAAAGGUAAAAUCGAAAAAGAUGAGAAAGUCGACGAGUUAGAAUUGCCUAAAGAGAAUUUAAAACCGAAUAAGGAAAAUAAUUACAUUCCUGACUAUCAAGAUAUGCAAUUAAAAAUAUUGACUAUUCAGUUGAUGAAGGAAUUACGGGAUAUGCAGAAUAAAAUAGAUCAUAGAGCUAAACGUAAAGAAUUAUACAGUUCCUCAGACUUUAGAUCCUAAUUCUAAAUCAAAAAAUUAUUAAUCCUCUUUUUCCACUUAAGGAUUCAAUUGCCAGAUCAGAGGAAUUGGUGCAGAAAAUACACAUCCGAAAUGUAAAGGCACAAUCAAUGUUAGGAGAAAAUAUUUAUGAUCAUGAUGCGCAAAUUAGGGAUACCUAAUUACGUUCAAUGUUUAAUAAUAAUCUACAACGUCAAAUGAUUUUCUAGGAAUAUCUAGAAAUAAAUGAUGGACAUAUUAUACAUGAGUAAAAAUUCUCUUCUUUUAAGAAUAGUUGUAAAUAUUAUAUAGACUGGAAACAUCUGUGAAUGGUCAAAGAAAUUAAUAACAAUAAAUUUCAUCCAGAUAUGACAAGAAGUAAUAUUUCCUCAAAUAUAUCAGUUCUUGAUUUUCUGACAAUAAGACUUUUUCAGUGGGUCCAUAAUUAAAUUUAUGAAAAAAAUUUAUUUUAAUAAAGAUGCGCCCUUAUUAUACUUUCAUAAAAAAGAUUAUUUUUUUGCAAUGGAUAUGUAUAUAAACAAAAAUUCGGCUAUAUGUAUCGAAAUGUCGGUACACGUAGUCACGGCCUUGAAAUAAACUUAAAAAAAAUA